AUGGCGACCCCGAUGCCUUCUCAGCAAACUAGUCGCACCUCGACCACUGCAUUUUCUCAGCAGCCGACAUUGAUUGGAAUCACAUCUCCACCACCACGUGCUGUUGGAUCCGCCCUUGACCGAGCCAUCAUCCAAUUCCGCAAUCGACUCAAUGGCACAGAACUUAUGGAGUUCAAGGGGACUACGCACGACAACCUGUGCGAAGAGCUUCUCAAAGUUCAAGAGAGGCAAGAGGCUCGCUUGGAGACGAUGAAUCUUGCUCGCAUCAAACAUUGUCUCGAAGCGAUGCACCAAUUUGGCCAAGUCAUCGAGAUCUUCCUCAAUGUUUCGGAUGCAGUCGCGUUCGUCUGGGGCCCGAUGAAGUUCCUCUUGUUGACAGCAAGCACGUUCGCGGACUCUUUUGAUUUGCUUUUGGAUGCGUACGAAAGGAUUGGCGAGCAACUACCUUUGUUAGCAGAAUAUCACUCAUUGUUCAGCAACUCACCUCACAUGAUUGAUGCCUUAGAGUUAAUUUAUAUCGACAUACUGGACUUCCACCAACAAGCGUGCAAGUUCUUCUCCGGCAGAUUGUGGGUUCGGUUUUUCAAGUCGAUGUGGAAGAACUUCCAUACCAGGUUCGAUGGGAUUCUAAGCAGUCUUCGCCGUCACAAAGACAUUGUAGAAUGCCGUGCUAACCUCGUCCAAUACCGCAUCUACCAAGAUGAUGUUGCAAGUUUCAAAGCAAAGCUCGAGGAAAGCGUUAUGCGAGAAGAAACCAAGAACCUAAUGAUUGUCAAGGAAUGGCUCAGUGUAGGAGAGUUACCCCAACUUGAUCAUGCUAGCUACUGCAAAGUUCGAGCAGAUCAUGCUACUACGACCAAGUGGAUAUCGCAGCACAAAACUGUCAAACAUUGGAUACACGCCGAUAUACCGAGAAGCCCAGUCGUCUGGAUGUAUGGAAUCCCUGGUGCUGGAAAGACAAUACUAUCAUCGGCGAUCAUUGACGAGUGCAAAACUCGAUCAGACUUCAUGACUUGCUAUUUUUAUUGCCACGAUGGCGAUCCAACGAGUAGCACUGCAGUCGGUAUAUUGAAGGGACUCGCUGACCAACUGUUGGAUCAAUACCCGGACAUGUUGCCUCCUUGUUUCACAAGACGUAGAGCGAGCGGAGAGCCAUCUCUGAGGUCAAUCAUCCACGCGAAGAAGCUCCUAGAGGACUUCUGUAAUACCAUACCGAAACUCUUCAUCGUCAUCGAUGGAUUGGAUGAAUGCGAGAAAGCAGAAAGGAAUCAAGUGCUGGACAUCUUGACUGAAGUCGUAGGGUUCCGUGACACGGUCGACCCAGGCACACUUCGUCUUCUCGUUGCUAGCCAAGAUCUUGUUGAUAUCAGAAAAGGCUUGAAAAGCUCUGCAGCCACCAAGGUCGCACCAACCAUUUUACGAAUCUCCGAGACGGAUAACGAAGGUGAUAUCCGAGCUUUCACCAGAUUAUGGGUAGAUAAGAUCGCGUCAAAAUUCCCGCCAUUUUCAGAGGACAUGAAAGAAUACCUUCAGAAUCUUACAGUAGUCAAUGCAAAAGGCAUGUUUCUCUACGCCAAGCUUGUAUUAGUUGACUUUUAUGCUUCGACUACAUUAGCAGAGCUCAAAGACGCUAUCAAGACCGAGAACUUUCCACUUGAGCUUGCAGACGCAUACGAGCGAAUCCUGAGACGCAUCAAAACUACAUCUGGCAGGGGUUGGCCGAAAGCAAAGAAGCUGCUUGGAUGGCUCACAUGGAAAGAGAUGCAAGUUGCGCUUUCGAUCGAUUCAGAGAGGCAGAUCAUUGAUUACGAGAACCAGCGGGUACGCGAUCACAUUUAUGUCACUUGCGGCUCAUUGGUAUUCGUUAGUGGGGAUCGCGUUUCCCUCGUUCAUAGCACUGCGAAGACGUACAUCACUACCAUCACCAAAGACAUACAUGAGCCAUCCAUCGAGUGCGAGCUUGCGACACUAUGUAUGCAAUACUUGACCUUCCCCUGUUUCGAUGUCGACAAUCCUGACGAUGUUGUGCAACGACGACGGUUUGCAUUGGAUGGGUCACUCGCGUUCCAAGACUAUGCGAUUGCGAAAUGGUUUCACCACGUCAAUGCGUGGGUAUCAAGUGGCACAAAGUUCCUUGAAGAAGCGCCGGAUCGGAUAAUACUACAAGAUGACAUCCUCCAUGCCAUGAGAGAGUUCAUGAUGCGUUAUAGUGAGGUGGACUGGGCGAAAGGACUUGUCGAUGACUGCAAAAACAAAUGCAGGGUGUUUGAACAUCUCGAUCUAUACGAGCAUGUUGUGCAGCUUACUAGCCAUAUCUACACAUUUCAACAGAAAGGCUUCGAGGCACAACACAAGAUCAGCAUCGGCGAUCUUUCGGAGGCCUUGAUUCGGAACCGGAAGAUACUUGAGGAGUUUCACAAAGCCAAACCUGGUCCGACAGCAGAAGAGAAGACAACGUACAGUAGAUUCUACAACGAGAAACGACGUUUCAAAUGCACACGGAUUACCUGCCGAUACUUCUCUGAAGGAUUCAAAGACGAGAAAUCUCGUAAGCGGCAUGUCAACAUUCACGAAAGGCCAUACCAAUGCGAGAUACCAGACUGUGUGGGCGCGGAAGGCUUUGUGAAUGCAAAAGAUCUCGAGAAACACACUCGGACAUUUCAUCCAGAGAAGAGUGAUUUGGCGGAGACCUAA
Molecule: messenger RNA, 2694 nt
Organism: Alternaria burnsii
Lineage: Eukaryota; Fungi; Ascomycota; Dothideomycetes; Pleosporales; Pleosporaceae
Product: c2h2 domain-containing protein
Exons: 10
Coding region: 1-2694 (897 amino acids)
Source: RefSeq, a predicted model, not a curated record